GAUAAAAGAAGGAGUAUGGAUGCACUUAAGUAUUGUGCAUAUAUAAAUACCCCACCACCACCCACUACCACCACUAGUUGUAAACUCUCCUAUUCCUCUGUCUCAGAAGAUCAAGAAGAAGAAAUGGCAGACGAAGCCACAACAAACUGCAUCGAUAUCCUCCUCGCUAUCUUGCUGCCUCCUCUUGGUGUUUUUCUCAAAUUUGGCUGCCAAGUUGAGUUUUGGAUCUGUUUGGUCCUAACUUUCUUUGGAUACAUCCCUGGCAUCAUUUAUGCUGUUUAUGCCAUCACCAAGUGAUUCUAAUCGCUUCUCUUUUCAAAAGGUGUGGGAGAUAUAGGGAAGAAAUUAGCAAGGAUGAUGGAAGAAAUUGGAAACUCACCAACACUCCCUUGUUUCUCAUAUCUUUUUUUAUGCUUUUUCUUCUCUCUGUUUUGUGUGUUGUCUGUGUGAUCCCAUCAAAUUAGACACCUUACACAAUUUCUGUUGCUAUUUUUUUUUUUUUUUUUUUUUUUUGUAAUCUGUAAUUUUUAUUAUUUUGGGGUAAUUUAAUUAUGUGUUGUUGCUGUUGUUGUAUUGAUUGAAUUGAAUUGGUUGAUGUAAAGAAGAAAGAGGAUAAAGACAAAGGUUGUUGAAGAAUUGGAAUUUGUUGAGUGUGGGUUACGUUUCUUUC
This is a messenger RNA of Benincasa hispida (wax gourd), 670 nucleotides long. RefSeq names its product hydrophobic protein LTI6B-like. Gene Ontology annotation, cellular component: membrane. Lineage: Eukaryota; Viridiplantae; Streptophyta; Magnoliopsida; Cucurbitales; Cucurbitaceae. The record is from RefSeq and is a predicted model, not a curated record.